AUGUCGACCUUCGCUCCCCCUGAGGCCCACCAGCAGUUCCAGCACAUCCUUCGUCUCCUUAACACCAACGUUAAGGGUGGUGGCAAGGUCAUGUUCGCCCUUACCGAGAUCAAGGGUGUUGGUCGUCGUUACUCGAACCUUGUCAUCAAGAAGGCCGACGUUGACCUCAACAAGCGUGCCGGCGAGCUGAACUCGGACGAGCUUGAGCGCAUUGUCACCAUCAUGCAGAACCCCGCCCAGUUCAAGAUCCCCGCCUGGUUCCUUAACCGUCAGCGUGACCUCGUCGACGGCAAGAACUCGCACAUCCUCUCCAACCAGAUCGACCAGAAGCUCCGUGACGACCUUGAGCGCCUCAAGAAGAUCCGCUCGCACCGUGGUCUCCGUCACCACUGGGGUCUCCGUGUCCGCGGCCAGCACACCAAGACCACCGGUCGUCGUGUUGGUGCCCGCACCAUCGCCACCAAGGGCAAGAAGUAA
Messenger RNA from Cutaneotrichosporon cavernicola, 477 nucleotides. RefSeq lists its product as uncharacterized. Lineage: Eukaryota; Fungi; Basidiomycota; Tremellomycetes; Trichosporonales; Trichosporonaceae. Gene Ontology annotation, molecular function: RNA binding; structural constituent of ribosome. The record is from RefSeq and is a predicted model, not a curated record. Gene Ontology annotation, biological process: translation. Bases 1 to 477 code for a protein of 158 amino acids. Gene Ontology annotation, cellular component: cytosol; ribosome; small ribosomal subunit. The transcript has 5 exons.